Molecule: messenger RNA, 562 nt
Organism: Aureobasidium pullulans EXF-150
Lineage: Eukaryota; Fungi; Ascomycota; Dothideomycetes; Dothideales; Saccotheciaceae
Exons: 1
Coding region: 126-425 (99 amino acids)
Source: RefSeq, a predicted model, not a curated record
ACGACUGUCAGGAUUCAGGUAUCUGUACGCGGCCGCACGGCCAGAUCCACGGAAGAUCAACCGAAUGAGCUUAAUCUGGCCGAGUCAAGACGGCUUCACUUGCGCACACCUCAGGAGAGGCGUCGAUGGACGAGGGCACAGCACGAGUAAGCCGAGAGGCAACAGCUUUCGCCUCUCUCACGUCGCCAAAGUUGUCCUCGAGGUUGAGCUUCCGGCUGCUGACCUGCAUCUCAAGUUUACCGGCGACGGCAGCUUUUCUUGAUGUGUGUGGUGUUAAGAUUCAAGGUACCAAACGUGUCAGCAUGGGGAUGGCGUGGCUAGCGCAGGAACAAGGCCAGCAAGGGCGCAUUUCGAAACACGCUAUCCCUGUUCCUCCCCUGCUACUCCUGCUGUACCUUGCUACGCGGCAAACAUUGGGGAGCUGAAAAGAACCAUCACUUCACCUGUCCUGCUCUAGUCGACUCGUUGGUUUUCGCCCUCGCCCUUUGUUGCUCCACCCAGCGUCAAGACUAGAAGAAAAAUCUACUGCCUGUUCGGAGAAUUAUAGCCAAUGCUCUCCUCA